Condylostylus longicornis is the source of this 3932-nucleotide messenger RNA. RefSeq names its product protein rogdi (gene rogdi). Lineage: Eukaryota; Metazoa; Arthropoda; Insecta; Diptera; Dolichopodidae. The coding region runs from base 71 to 922 and encodes 283 amino acids. The record is from RefSeq and is a predicted model, not a curated record. The transcript is spliced from 7 exons. Gene Ontology annotation, cellular component: RAVE complex.
GCACUAAAUAAAUUGUUUUCGUUUUAGUUUUCGUUUUCUGUCGUCAGCUUUAAUCCUACAAAGCCAUAUCAUGAGUUAUAUAUAUGGACUGUCACAAAUGGCUGAUGUAGAAAAAGAAGAAGCUCGGAAUUUGCAAAUUGAAUUUGAAUGGGUGCUGAAAAAUGAAGUGCAUUCUAGUUUAAGGGAAAUUCGAAACAUAUUAAUAGAAUGUGCUCAUCGCUUUCCCGUACCUCUUUAUGAAAAUGAGGGCAAAAAACAAGAUAAAUUUGUAUUAACUGCUCCUCAAGAUCAGUUAAAAUGUGCAGUAACAUUAACUGGCGAUAGUAUCACCCAAGCUGAUAUAAGUUUUAAACUUCAAAGAGCACCCCAUUUAAUUCAAAGGACGUCCAUUACUGAGGACUCGCCCUGGAAACUUCAACAGGUACAGGAUGCCGCUAACCAUUUGCAACAAGCCAUUUAUCACAUUGACAAUGUUGAUCAAUCUUACCCAUUUAAAACAUCAGAUGAAGUGCUUCAUAUAUUGGGAAAUAUUUUGAGUGCCUUGCAGCGCGGAAGGUCUAGUUUGGUUAUUCCAAAAAAAAAGCCCAUUGAUGAGUUAAUGAAAAGUAGAAACAUGAAAUCUUUGUCUCCAAAUUUAACGGAAGAUUUAGCAAUUAGUUUUUACUUACAAAGUCAUAAAUUAAUUUUUGCCGUAUAUCAGCUAACAAAUAUUCAAGGGCAGAUGAAAUUUGAUUCUUGUCAGGCUGAGCAUUCGGUUCCAUGGCUAAAUGAAGUGUUAAUACUAUUCACGGUUGCAUUGCAAUUUUGCCAACAGCUUAAAGACAAAAUAAAUGUAUUUUCUUUAUAUAAGGAUUUUACUGUAGAAACGAUUGAUCAUGUUAAAAUACCUAGUCCCGAUUCUCCAACAAUUCAAAUUAACUGAUUUAUAUUGCCUUAAAAUGAACUUAACGUUAAUUUUUUUAAAACCUAGUAUUAGAAGUAACAUUAAAUUUGGAAUAGCUGCACGAGCUUUGAAGUAAAAGUGUUAACGUGGAAUAAAAAAAAAACAUUUAAUUCAGUUUCGGAAAAACCACCUCAAGAAGGGGUUUGGUCAAUAAAUUUCUGUAGCCAAAAUUCCAAGGCUUUCCGAAAAAUGAAAGAGCAAUUAAUUUGGUAAUUUAUUCCUAUAAUGAAUAUACUAGCUUUUAAUUUUUAUUCUUGAAGAAAAAAACAUUUUUUUAAAAUUAAGUUGUAAAACAUUAGUUUUUGAAACUGUUGAACUUUAAUUAUAUUUCAAAAAUUCGUUUACAUUAGCAAGCAACAUUCAACUUCUAAAAUUAAGGAAUACGGUAACAAUACAGAAUUCUGCAAUUACACUAAACUGAUUUAUGUAUUAAUAUUAGUUUACAGCAUUGUCGAAUUCAAGAAAUAUGUUUUUAUGAAAGUAAUUUUAAUAUAACUCACACUUUAUAUAAUAAAAAUGGAAGCAUUUUUUUCGUUUUUGUUAAUUAUCGAAUGUGUAAUCUUAGUAUGUAUUAAACAUUCUUACCGAGAUUUAAUUAUUUUGCGAAGUAUUUCGAAAUAAUAAAAACUUAUAAAAGGAAUGCUUAAUGUUUUAUACUUUUAAGUAUUUCGAUUAAAAAAUCAUCUUUUAUUAAAUGUUCGACUAUUUUCGUUUUAUUUAUUAGAUAAUUAUCUAAGUUCUCGAGAUACUCGAUAAUUAUUUCUCGAGAUUCUAGAGAAAAAAAUUUAUGGAAACAAAAAAUUAAUUACACAAAGUACUUUAUAUUUUAAUUCACCUAUUCUUUUCAGAAAAAAAGUAACAAAAAAAGUUUAUAAUAAGAAUGAAAGAACAGCAAAAUAUAAUAACGAAAUCAAAAAAAUUCAAUUUUGUAACAAAAAGAAAUAAUACAAAAUCUAAUUAAAUUGAUGUAGGUAUAUCAUUUCAAUUCGUAUUUUGAACUUCUGACUAAAAUUUUUGACUAAAGUGAACUAUGUGCUUCAUACUUGCCGUAUAACCAAAUCCCGUACAGAUUUUUAUUAAAAAAUCAGUAAAAUGUAUUAGAAAUGUCGUAUUUCGAGGAAAAGAAUUAAUUAGAAGAAAAAAUUGAUUGAAGUUACAUUUAUUUUUUGUUUAAAUUGUUGAAUCAAAAAUUAAAAAAAAAAAAACAAGAAAUAAAGAGUUUUCUCUGUAAUUUAGUACUCUUCUAUUUCUAUUUAGUACUCUUCUCUUCUGUUCUCUGUACGUUAAAGUUUGCAAGUUUUUUUUUGAAUGCAUUUUCCAUUAUUUUAAAAUUUAAAAAAAAAAAAAUCAGAAAAUUUAUGUAAUGUAAAAAAAUAAUAUAAAACGAAUAUUCCUGGAAUAAAGCUGUUUCCACAUAAUUAUUUUAACAAAAUUUUACAUUUUCUAUGUGUAUGCACAUACGUACAUGCAUAAAACAUGUUGUAUUAUUUUUUCUAUGACUUGCUAAUGUAAUUGUGGAAUAAAAACUGAAAUUGGUUAAAGAGUUAGUUGUUCAUAAUUUUUAAAACACUCAAGAUUUUUAAAUAGUUAACUAUUAAGUUUUCAGAAUGUUUUAGAAAAAAUCUUUUGCUUGAAUCUAAUAUUAUGUUUUGAAAAUAUUCAACAUAAUGUAUGCAUAAGUAUACUGCGUUGAUUACUUUCAUAUCAAUAAAAAUAAAAUAUCCGUGUCUAUACUUACAUAUGUAUGUUUAAAAUUUUUUUUUAAUUUAAAAAAUUAAAGCACAAUAUGUGACAAUAAAAAAUCUUGUUAAACUGUGCAAAAUUUCUUAUAGUUACUACGUUGUUAAUUUUUUGACCUUUGUUACGUAUUCUUAAAAUACAAAACAAGGAAAAAUGUAUGUUGAAAUGUACUUAAUCUUAAAAAAAUAUAUUUUAUUAGUUCAUAAAUGCAAAAAAAAUGAAAAAUAGUUAUGUAAUUAUAAUAUCUAUUCAAACGUAUUUCAUUCAAAAAUUCAUAAAUUUUAAUGUAAGUGAUAAAUUAGAAUAGAUCAGGUUAGAGUUUCAUUAAAAGUUGAAUUUACAAUGAAUUAUUGAUAUUUUAAAUUUAUGUAAAUAAAAAUAAAAUUUAACAAAAUUUUAUUUGGAUAAUAUAUUCGCAAUUAUGUAUAUAAAAAUCUUCCUGUAUGUGUGACAGAUGAUGUAGACCUUAAUUUUGGUAAAUAUAAACAGAAAAGCAAAUAAUAGGAUUAAGUAAUUUCUAUUUCAUGAGCAGUGUUCAUAAAUUAAAACAUAAAACUGAUACAUGGGGAUGUAUUAUGUACGUAUGUAUAUGUAUUUUUAAAACAAUAUCUAUAUAACUUUCAUAUCGUCGGCAAAGCUGUGAUACCAAAUACGUUCAAAUAUUUCCAAAAGUACUUUACUAACUUUCUAUUUAGGAAAUGUCAAAUAGUCCUUCUUUUAAAUUUAUGAAAGGGUAAACUAAUAAAUAAUUACACAUUUUUUACAUAAUUUUCAUAUUUUCAUAAAUUUAAAAGAUGUAUUUGAGAUUUUCUAAAAAGCAAAUAAGUAAAUUAUUUUUGGAAAUUUUUGCACAAACGUGGUAUUUGACGAAUGACUUGAAUUUUGGUAGUAAAAUUAUUUCCCGUUUAAUAAACCACAUACUUCAAAUUUAAUUUUGAAUACUAUACUUGAGGGAAAUUAUUACUGAAAAUUCUUGAACAAAUUUUAUUGCAAGUUUUUGAAACUUAAUUUUAAAUUGAAAUUUGUCAAUACAAAAUAAAUGUAAAUGAUCUAAAAACAAAAUUUGAUCUGCAAGAUAGUUGUACCUAUAAACAAACAUAUGUAAGCGUAUUUUAUGUAUUUAAAUAAUGUAGGUACAGAUAUUCUUAUGUACAAGUUUUUAUGUUAACAAUUCACAUUAUUAUUUAAUUCAAUUGAAAUAAUAAAAGCAAUUUAAAGUAAAAAGGAAAUCACUUUAAUUUUAACCGAA